CUUAUAUCCGUACACACAAAUAAGGAACAAGGCCCGAAGGGGGAAACUCACAAACAAUGGCGACUAUGGUGGAGGAGAACUCAACGGAACAAACCCUACCGGAAGAGAUGCAGCAGCAGCAGCAGAAGCCCGGGAGCAGUAGUAGUAAUGGUGAUAAAAACCCCAGCCAGUCGCAGGUAUGGAUGACGAUGGCUCAAGCUUGGCUGUCCGCCUUCCCCGACGCCAAGGCUGUGAGUACCGCCGAUGUCGAGGCCUGGAUCGACUCCAAUUACAGCUCUUUACCAACCGACCUUCAGUCCAUGCCUCGCUCCGAGAUCAUCCAUCGCCUCCUCUCCAUUCAGAACUACAUGAGACCUUCUCCUCAGGGUUUCAAGAACGUGAUUGAAACUGAUUGUUAUAAUUCCCCGCCCAUUGCUCUCGCCUCUCAGGGCAACAAGUUUAUGUUUUGGAAGACUGGAUUGGAAUUGUUUAGAUGGCCGGUGGCAGUGGUGAAACCGGUUGACAUAUCAAGCGAUAUUCCCAGCUACCGGUUCCAACGCACAGAUCGAUGGCUGCCAGUUUAUUCAUGGUUGGAGACCUUGGACAGUGACGAGGUGGUUAAGUCUAAAGAAAUCUAUGACUGGUUAGAUUCCAACCCAGAUAUCAAAGAAGACUUGUUCUCCAGACACUCGCGGUACCAUUUGAUGCAUUACAUCAAGAAGUGCCAUUUCAAGAUACUCAAGAAGAGGGAUAAAAAGAAGGAAUCCCAGCAGGCAGACAAACCAAUCUCGCCCAACGCACACAAUAGUAUUGUGGAGUUUAAGGAACCACCAGCACCACCUGCAACUAUAAGCAAACAACUGAUCAGUAUACCCAAAGAUAGUGACCUGUAUGCAGCCAAAAGAAAUGAAGCUGUUCAAAAGUAUGAGAUCUUAUUGGAGUUGGAGAAGAAGCUCACGCCUCACUUUUCGAAGCGCCAAAAGCUGCAGUGAAGCAAUCUUACUUGACGGUCGAGAUUUUUGCCCUGAUUUAUGUCCACUCCUAGCGGUAGUGAAUCAAGUUAUUGUAAGUAGGCAAACUCCACUGCGGAUGGUGACUUGAGAAGUCGAUGCGGCCGAGGAAAGAAGAAAACCACUGUCUAUUAGUGUAAAAUAUGGAAUGUAGGGGCUAAGGAACUGCUCUGCCUUGUCCCCCAUCCAUUACAGCUCGAUGUGCGUGGCUGGCAUCCCAUAUGUGCUGAAUGAAGCUAGGCAGUUGAAAAGUUGAAAAAGAGUGGGACGAUGAUAUCUAGAGUAAUAGGUGUUGGAAUGAAGGAUGGCCUCCAAGUGGGGUGUUGCUCUCAUCUCAUCAGUCCGUUGGCGCUUGUAGUUUUCAAGAGAAGUCUCUUAGUCUUUAAUUAAUCAUUUGGCUUGUUGGGAUAGAAAGAAAUUAAGUAUAUUGUAAACUGGCAUGAUGUCUUUAUUUUUUCUAAUCAAAAUUGAAGCAAUGUCUUGGAUAUUA
Linum tenue is the source of this 1479-nucleotide messenger RNA. NCBI's taxonomy places the organism in Eukaryota, Viridiplantae, Streptophyta, Magnoliopsida, Malpighiales, Linaceae. The record is from the annotation of a GenBank genome assembly.